Molecule: messenger RNA, 3865 nt
Organism: Scylla paramamosain (green mud crab)
Lineage: Eukaryota; Metazoa; Arthropoda; Malacostraca; Decapoda; Portunidae
Exons: 5
Coding region: 1252-1965 (237 amino acids)
Source: RefSeq, a predicted model, not a curated record
AAGCUGUGUUGAGCUAGGCUAGUGUCUGAUAGGGAUACCGGGCGGCACAUUUCCCAAGUCUGGGCCAGGGUACAGUUGGCAGCAGCGCAAGCGCCUCAUCACAAGUGCAGUGGCGGGGCGGGCAGUGUGGCCUCGUCCUUCCCAGUGGUGACUGUGUGGACGGACUGUGAUAAGCGGGCACCCUCCCUCAUACACACAACGUGCCCACGCUUCCUGCUCGCUGGUCUGCAGUGCGUCACCGUGCAGCCGAGGAAGAAGGACGCAGCAACAGACACGUGGUGAAGGACAUACAGAAGGCGAGUGGGGGAGAGACGAGGAGAAAAGGACACAGAGGCAGAGAUAAGCUGUGAAGAGACAAUAGAAGAGAGAAAGGAAAGACAGAGACAACAAAAGGAGGAAGAAGAGAGAAAGGACAAAGACAAGAGGUGAGAGAGGAGAAAGGACGCACGGGAAACAAGUGGAGAGAUUAGGAGAGGACACAGAGGCAGCCAUAGUGGUGGAGACACAAAAGACGAGAGAAAGGGAAGGCAAACGAGAAGAGGGAGAAGAGAGAAAGGACACGGACAAGGAGAGAGAGAGAAGAAAGGUCACACAUCCGAAAAAAAAGAAGAGGUGAAGAGAAAAGAGGAAGGAAGGAAACAAAGGAGAGAUAAGAGACAGAGAGACCCUUAGACGAGAAAGGAGAGAAAAGGAAUAAAGAAAAGGAGAGAAAAGGAAAUAACAGAAAAGGGGAGAGAGAAGAUAGACAGAUAGACAGAAAAAGAAGGGAGAGGAAGAAAAGACGAAAAUAAGAAAGACAAACACCAAAAGGAAACACAGAAGAGGAAAAAUUACAAGAACUGUGAAAAGGUAGACAAGAGGGAGAAAAGGACGAGAGAGAGAGAGACAGAGAAACACACAUAAGAAGAAGAAACAAACAGACUAACACAGAGGCGAAAACAGGACGGAAGACAGGCGACAGAAGAAGAAGAAGAAGACAAAGAAAGGAGAGGAGAAGGACAAAGGAAUCGAGCAACAAAACAACGAACAAAGAAGAAAAAAAAAUAGAGAAGAAGCAAUGGGAAGGAAAUUAAUCCACAAAAGGUGACAAAUAUAAGGGAAAAAGUGGAAGAGAGGAAGGGAAGACAAGUGGAAGAGGGUGUGUGUGGUGAACGUACGAGACAAACCACCACCAUUGCCUCUAUCCACGCUACUCACUUCACAAUAACCCCCACACCCCCAACCUCCACCACCACCACCACCACCACCACCAUGUCCACCACAAUACAUGACACUCAGGAGACACAGCCCAAAACUAACUGGUGCUGUAUCCUGUGCAUCUUCGUGGUGGCUGGCGGCCUCUGCUUCUUCGGCGUCUCCCUGGCACUGCAAGGCGACAGUAAGACAGGACUCGUGCUUCUACUCAGCAGUGGUGGUCUCCUUGGUCUGUCCAUCUGCGCGGCCAUUGGAAGGUUCCGGCCCCAGAGCGAGGAGGACAAGACGUCGCCCUCCUUGUAUGAUGACCUAGAUGACCAGCCGCCCUCCUACAGACAGUCCUGGCGGCGAUCCUUCAUGCGGCGCAUCAAGAAUAGAAACGAGGGUGGCGAGGACGACGAGAACGCGGGAGAAAACGGGGAGGGAAAGGGACGCGGCAGACGCAAAUGGUGGCAGCGGCGCGGAGAACGUGGGAAAGACGAGGAGGAGGGCGGGGGCUGUAGAGAAGCACGAGGAGGAGGAAGACAGUCAAGGCGCUCCUCUUACCGUACAGCUGACGAACUUUACUCCUCGUCCUCUUCCUCUUGCGACAGUCUCCUGGCGGGGCUGUGCGGGGGCAGAACGAGGGGCGGGGCAACGAAUGAAAGAUACACCCAGUCUUUGUCUAAUCUUCUCGACCCUCCUUCAUACCAAGACGCCAUUGCUCACCUAGAUGAUGCCGCCAUUAGGAAGUUACGAUCAGAAAUGUGUCUCCCCUCCGCCAUGCAGUGACCUGACCUGACCUGACGUGACAUAACCCGACCUAGCCUGGUGUUAUUUGACCUAGUGAUGUAAAUAUUUACUAAGGUUGGUUUGGCUGGGUUUAGGUAUGCCUUGUGAUGUUGUGGGUUGUGAUAUGUGUUGUUUUGUUGUUUUGUGUGUGUGUGUGUGUGUGUGUGUGUGUGUGUGUGUGUGUGUGUGUGUGUUUGUAGUAGUGGUGAUAUUGCUAAUUCUAUGUACGUUAUAGUGGCGAUGACGAAUAUAGAGAGAGAAAAAAACACAAGAAAGGAAGGAGUAAGAGAAGUGAACAGAAAAAAAAAAAAAGAAAACAGGAAUCAGAAUAAAUCAAUAAUCGAGAACACGAACAAGACAUAGAAAGAUAAAAAUAAAGCAAAUAAAUAAGAGACAGCGUACAAGUAAGAGAGAGAGAGAGAGAGAGAGAGAGAGAGAGAGAGAGAGAGAGAGAGAGAGAGAGAGACUUAACGCUAUACUAAAACAAGCAUUCACACACACACACACACACACACACACACACACACACACACACACACACGUCGGAAUCUCAACAGUUAAUUAAGAAUGUCUAAGUUUAAGAGAUAAUAUUAUUCUCGUCUCUUCCUUCUCUUAUCUCGGAGGAGGAGGAGGAAGAGGAGGAGGAAUAUUUUGUUAUUAUUCAUUGUUCCUACUCUUAUUUCCAUUUAUUGAUGUUAUUUGUUUCCAUGUUUGCUUCUUUAUCCACGCAAAAGUUCAGAACAAGAGGAUGAUGUGGAUGGAUUCUCUCUCUCUCUCUCUCUCUCUCUCUCUCUCUCUCUCUCUCUCUCUCUCUCUCUCUCUCUCUCUCUCUCUCUCUCUCUGAUAUUUACUACCUAUUCUGCUUUCCACAUCUCUUGUCUCGGGUCUUGAAUAAAAUCUUCCUUUUUUAUUUCUUUUCCUCUUCUUCGUAAGCAUGUGUGUUAUUUAUUUUUCCUCUAAGGCAUUGUUGUUACCCAUUUCCUAUUGCACACCUCCUCCUCCAUGUCACCUUUAUUUCUCUCGCAUCUAAUUAACGAGAUCAAGAAAAAAAAAAGUUGUUUCAUUCUUGCUCUUCCUCCUUUUAUUCUCUUCUAAAGCAUAUUUAUCAUUUAUCAUCUACAUUUGCUUUCUCCAUCUUCAUUUUUAUUAUCCCUUAUUCCUCGGAUCUAAUAAAAUUUACAUCUCUUAAUUUUUCUUUCUUUUCUUUCAUGUUUCUCUUCUUUGGGAUAGGCAAGGGAGGAGAGAAGGGAAGAAUGGGGAAAGUUUGAAUAGGAAGAAGAGGAGGAGGAAGAGGAAGAGGAAAGAGGAAGAGAAAAACUAGGAAGGGGGGAGAUAGGGGCAAGAGAGAGAGAGAGGGGGGGAGGUAUGAACACUACAUGAAGGGAGAGGGGGGGGGUAGGAGAUCUAAUGAAUGGGGACGAGGGGGAGGGGGGGGGGCAGAAAGACUACAAUGUAUUAAUAAGGUAAGGUGUAGGGGGGGAGCAGAUACGCUAGCGGAAGGGGGAGAGAGAGAGGGGGGGAGGAAACAAGUAAAUAGAACGGUGGGGGGGGGUUAGUAUAGUGAACAGGAAGGGGGAGUGUGAGGAAGAGAAACAGAUGAAGAAAGGAGAGGAACAAGAAAUAAGUGAACAAGGAUAGGUGAUAGAUGAUUGGGGAAGGAAGAGAGGAAGAGAGGAGAGGAACAGUAGAAGGGAGGAGAUGGGAAGAGAAUAGGAGGAAGAAUACACGUGAAAUGGGAGGAGGAGGGAGAGGAGGAAGAGGGGAGAAGCAAUAACACUAGAUGAAGGAGGGAGAUAGCGAGGAGAAGGAGCAAGAAUACGAGAGAGAGAGAGAGAGAGAGAGAGAGAGAGAGAGAGAGAGAGAGAGAGAGAGAGAGAGAGAGAGAGAGAGAGAGAGAGAC